AUAAAAAAAUAUAUAAAAAACAAAGAAAAAAUUAAAAACAACUUCUUGAUUAUCGUUAUUAUUAUGAAGAACUAAAAUCUGGUGUUUUAAAUCGUAUUAAAGUUAAAGUGUUACAGAGCUAAAACAUUUUUUUUAAAGAAAAUUAAAGAAAAAAAAAAAAAAAAAAAAAGAAAACUCCAACAGGAAGCAUAAAAAAAAAUUUAAAAAAUUCAAUUACGCGAUAGAAGACAGAAAUUUAAAUAUAUAUAAGUAUUCUAUAUGUAUGCGUACAAAGGGUGUGAAUAUCGAGAAUAAAAUUUAGAUUUUCUUUUUUGUCGUCACCAUGGGUCAAGAGGAUCAAGAAGUUUUAAUUCGUGCCAGUAAGCGGACAACAACAUCAACGGAAAGUUUAAAUGCACCCAAUCCCGAAACUUUCGAACAUGCUGGUAUGCUUCCAAAUUUUUCUAAAAGUUAUGGUUCCACUGAGACGACCGAUGAUCGUUUAACUUAUACCUGGUACAAUUUGGAUGCGUUUGGUGAAGUAAAUCAGCCCGGCUCGCAUUGGAAAGAGUUAAAGAACCGAAUUCGUGGCGUAUGUUGUAACGAACGUCAUAUACCGAAGCCACGUAAACAUUUAAUUAAGAACGUUUGUGGUGUAGCUUAUCCGGGUGAACUUCUUGCAGUUAUGGGUAGUUCUGGUGCUGGCAAAACUACCCUACUUAAUGCACUCGCAUUUCGAUCGUCGCCAGGCGUUCAAAUAUCUACGUCAAGCGUGCGUUUACUGAACGGUUAUCCGGUCAGUGCAAAAGAAAUGCAAGCACGUUGUGCUUAUGUACAACAAGAUGAUCUUUUCAUCGGUUCUUUGACCGCCCGAGAACAUCUAAUAUUUCAAGCUAUAGUUCGUAUGCCUCGUACAGUGACACAACGUCAAAAAAUUCAAAGAGUCGAUCAAGUUAUACAGGAUUUGUCAUUGGGUAAAUGCCAAAAUACUAUUAUUGGUGUACCCGGUCGCAUGAAAGGUCUAUCGGGUGGUGAGCGAAAACGUUUGGCAUUUGCCUCAGAAGCUCUUACCGAUCCGCCUCUUUUGAUUUGUGAUGAGCCUACUUCGGGCUUAGAUUCCUUUAUGGCUCACAGUGUAGUGCAGGUACUAAAGAAAUUAUCGCAGCGUGGCAAAACUGUUAUAUUAACUAUACAUCAACCGUCGUCCGAAUUGUUUGAAUUAUUCGAUAAAAUUCUCUUGAUGGCCGAGGGAAGAGUUGCAUUUUUGGGGACACCCAACGAAGCAGUAGAUUUUUUUUCAUUUAUUGGAGCGCAAUGUCCAACAAACUAUAAUCCAGCGGACUUUUACGUGCAAGUGUUGGCUGUUGUGCCGGGCCGUGAGCUCGAAUCACGUGACCGUAUAUCGAAGAUAUGCGAUAAUUUUGCGGUAGGCAAAGUCGCUCGUGAAAUGGAACAGAAGUUUCAAAAAAUUGCCGCUAAAUCGGACGGACUUUCAAUGGACGAUGAAAAUGGUUUCAUCUAUAAAGCUACUUGGUUUACACAAUUUCGUGCCAUUUUAUGGCGUUCUUGGCUGUCGGUCUUGAAGGAACCGCUACUCGUUAAAGUUCGUUUAAUACAAACAACAAUGGUGGCAGUGCUGAUUGGUUUGAUUUUCUUAAAUCAACCUCUGACUCAGGUAGGUGUUAUGAAUAUUAAUGGCGCCAUAUUUCUGUUCCUAACCAAUAUGACUUUUCAAAAUGUGUUUGCCGUGAUAAACGUCUUUACUUCGGAAUUGCCGGUUUUUAUGCGUGAGACCCGCAGUCGUUUGUAUCGUUGCGAUACAUAUUUCCUAGGAAAAACUAUAGCUGAAUUGCCACUUUUUUUAGCAGUGCCCUUUGUUUUCACGGCCAUUGCCUAUCCUUUGAUAGGCUUGCGACCUGGUGUGGAUCAUUUCUUUAAAGCCCUCGCCGUAGUCACAUUGGUUGCUAAUGUUUCUACUUCUUUUGGUUAUUUGAUAUCUUGCGCCAGCAAUUCGACAUCUAUGGCGUUAUCAGUUGGCCCACCGGUUACAAUUCCAUUUUUACUUUUUGGAGGCUUCUUCUUAAACUCGGGUUCCGUACCCAUAUACUUUAAAUGGCUUUCGUACUUUUCUUGGUUUCGUUAUGCUAACGAAGGUCUUUUAAUUAAUCAGUGGGCUGAUGUGCAACCUGGUGAAAUUACCUGCACUUUAUCGAAUACCACUUGCCCAAGUUCCGGUAAAGUUAUUUUGGAAACGUUAAAUUUUUCAGAAACGAAUUUACCUUACGAUUACAUGGGCUUACUACUGCUCAUAAUUUUAUUCAGAACUUGCGCCUAUAUAGCCUUAAGAUUUAGGGCCAAACGCAAAUAGUAAACAAUUAAAUGCGAAAAGUUACAAUAAAUAAAAAAA
Molecule: messenger RNA, 2386 nt
Organism: Glossina fuscipes
Lineage: Eukaryota; Metazoa; Arthropoda; Insecta; Diptera; Glossinidae
Gene: w
Product: protein white
Exons: 7
Coding region: 323-2347 (674 amino acids)
Biological process (GO): transmembrane transport
Cellular component (GO): plasma membrane
Molecular function (GO): ABC-type transporter activity; ATP binding; ATP hydrolysis activity
Source: RefSeq, a predicted model, not a curated record